AUGAAGCGCGAGAAAACGAAGACGUUCUGCACGGGCUCGUCCACGCUCGGGCGGAAGGCGCACAGCGUGCGGAACGUCCCGUGGAAGUCGAGGUCGAGCAGCAGCUGGCAGAGCUCUGCCACGUCAGGAAGGGUGGUGCCAGCGGAGGCCGAUGAACUGCGGCUGGUCAGAGGGGCGGGUAGGCCGGUGGGCGGGUGGGUGCUCAGCGCUCAAUGGCCAAAGAACGGGUGGAUGCGCGAGCGGGAGGUGGUAGAGGGGGGCGAAGGAUGGGCAGGAAGGAAGGAAAAGAUGAGUACAUCGUCCUCAUCUCACCCAGAGCCUCCGAUGUUUGGCGCGCCGCCCAUGCUCUACGAUCCCGCGCAGUCAGCGCAGCAGCAGGACCAGCGUGGCAUGUCGGACUACGACGUGUGGGCUGAGAGCUUCGGCGCCCAAGGCGGGCAGUACGCAGAGGUCGGUGCUACUGGCUACGCCCAGGCGGACAGCGUGUCCCAUCUCGAGUACGGGCAGCAGCGCCGGGCAUGUCCUGCAGUCGUCGCGGCGUGGCGGCUACGCGAGCGUGACGCCGCCGAAUAUGUCGUCUAUGCCCGACGGCACGUCUUUCUCUCAGCAGCAGCAGCAGCUACGUCUCAACUUUCCCCAGCAGGACUCACUUGCAGCCGUCGCAGGCGCAGCCCUAGGCUCCCGCGCGACAGGGCAUGCAGACGAGAUCGUCAGCGCAGUCGGUCCCGACCGCGGACACGAUCCCUCAGCAGCGCUGCUAGUUUGCAGAGUACCGCCAUCUGGACCAGCUAG
Messenger RNA from Rhodofomes roseus, 792 nucleotides. RefSeq lists its product as uncharacterized. NCBI's taxonomy places the organism in Eukaryota, Fungi, Basidiomycota, Agaricomycetes, Polyporales, Fomitopsidaceae. The record is from RefSeq and is a predicted model, not a curated record. The transcript is spliced from 2 exons. Bases 1 to 792 code for a protein of 263 amino acids.